UCUACAGAGGACGCCGCGAAUGGCGAUUCUAGCCCCGCCUCCUGACGUCGUCGCCCCGCCCCCGCCUUUCUCCCUCAGUUCAUGUCGCGUACAGUCUAGAGACGGCGGCGGCGGCGGAGUACACGAAGCUCGAUGGAGACCUAGCUGAGGGGAGUUCGCCCGCCAUUACUGCUUCCUCGGGAACUUUCUCUCUUUUAUCCGCUCCCUUCUGUGUGACUGACUGGUGGAAUCAAGAUGUACGCCGGAGCCGGCCCUGUGCUUUCAUCCCCACCUCCUGCACCACCUCUCCCAAUGCCAGCAUACACCUUCAAGCCGCCGCCAAGGCCAGAUUUUGGCACCUCAGGAAGGACUAUCAAGCUGCAGGCAAACUUUUUUGAAAUGGACAUUCCCAAAAUAGAGAUUUACCAUUAUGAAAUAGAUAUCAAGCCAGAAAAGUGUCCCAGAAGAGUGAACAGGGAAAUAGUAGAACACAUGGUAUUGCAUUUUAAGGGUCAAAUCUUUGGAGAUCGGAAGCCUGUGUUUGAUGGGAGGAAAAACCUUUACACUGCAAUACCCCUUCCUAUUGCCAGGGACAAACAGGUGGAGUUGGAAGUUACACUGCCAGGGGAAGGAAAGGACCGCAUCUUCAAGGUAGCAAUCAAAUGGAUGGCGUGUGUGAGCUUACAAGCGUUACACGACGCAUUGACCGGACGUCUUCCCAGCGUUCCUUUUGAGACUAUCCAGGCAUUAGACGUAGUGAUGAGACAUUUGCCCUCUAUGAGGUACACGCCUGUGGGCCGUUCGUUCUUUACUGCAUCCGAAGGAUGUGCAAAUCCUCUUGGUGGGGGUAGAGAAGUUUGGUUUGGCUUCCAUCAAUCUGUUAGACCUUCUCUCUGGAAAAUGAUGCUUAACAUAGAUGUAUCUGCUACAGCGUUUUACAAAGCACAGCCAGUAAUAGAGUUCAUGUGCGAAGUUCUGGAUUUCAAGAGCAUAGAGGAGCAACAGAAACCUCUGACUGAUUCCCAAAGGGUCAAGUUUACCAAAGAAAUAAAAGGCUUAAAAGUUGAAAUUACUCACUGUGGGCAAAUGAAAAGAAAAUAUAGAGUAUGCAAUGUGACAAGACGGCCAGCAAGUCAUCAGACAUUCCCUCUCCAGCAAGAGAGCGGGCAGACGGUGGAGUGCACAGUCGCACAAUACUUCAAGGAUAGACACAAACUAGUAUUACGCUACCCCCAUCUUCCAUGUUUACAGGUCGGGCAGGAGCAGAAACAUACGUACCUCCCUCUAGAGGUAUGCAACAUAGUGGCGGGACAAAGGUGCAUUAAAAAACUGACUGACAAUCAAACCUCCACUAUGAUUCGAGCAACAGCCCGAUCUGCUCCAGAUCGCCAAGAAGAGAUCAGUAAAUUGAUGCGUAGUGCAAGCUUCAAUACUGAUCCCUUUGUCCGUGAGUUUGGGAUUAUGGUGAAAGACGACAUGACCGAUGUCACCGGCAGAGUCCUUCAACCUCCUUCAAUCCUUUACGGAGGCAGGGUAUGGGAAGAGCCAAAUGCUCCCUUGAAUAAGGCCAUUGCUACCCCUGUGCAGGGUGUAUGGGACAUGAGGAACAAGCAGUUUCACACCGGGAUUGAAAUAAAGGUGUGGGCCAUUGCUUGCUUUGCUCCUCAGCGGCAGUGCACAGAGCUCCAUCUGAAGACUUUCACUGAACAAUUGCGGAAAAUCUCCCGUGAUGCUGGUAUGCCCAUCCAAGGGCAGCCGUGUUUCUGCAAAUAUGCCCAAGGAGCAGAUAGCGUGGAACCGAUGUUUAGACAUCUGAAGAACACGUACACGGGUCUACAACUGAUUGUUGUAAUCCUUCCUGGGAAGACGCCUGUGUAUGCUGAGGUGAAGCGCGUGGGAGACACUGUGUUGGGAAUGGCAACGCAGUGUGUGCAGAUGAAGAAUGUGCAGAGAACCACGCCACAGACGCUGUCAAACCUCUGCCUUAAGAUCAACGUGAAAUUAGGAGGAGUCAAUAACAUCCUGUUACCCCAGGGCAGACCUCCAGUGUUUCAGCAGCCUGUCAUAUUCCUUGGAGCAGAUGUCACUCAUCCUCCUGCAGGGGAUGGAAAGAAGCCUUCCAUUGCUGCGGUUGUCGGUAGCAUGGAUGCCCAUCCGAACCGAUACUGUGCCACCGUAAGAGUGCAGCAGCACCGACAGGAGAUUAUCCAGGACCUGGCCGCCAUGGUCCGAGAGCUGCUCAUCCAGUUCUACAAGUCUACUCGCUUUAAGCCCACAAGGAUCAUUUUCUAUAGGGAUGGUGUUUCUGAGGGGCAGUUUCAGCAGGUAUUACACCACGAGCUGCUUGCCAUACGAGAAGCCUGCAUUAAAUUGGAGAAGGAUUAUCAGCCUGGAAUUACCUUCAUUGUUGUACAGAAAAGGCAUCAUACAAGGCUCUUCUGUACAGAUAGGAACGAACGGGUUGGAAAAAGCGGAAAUAUACCUGCUGGUACCACAGUGGACACAAAGAUCACACACCCAUCAGAGUUUGAUUUUUAUCUGUGUAGUCACGCUGGUAUACAGGGAACGAGCCGACCCUCUCACUAUCACGUUCUCUGGGACGAUAACAGAUUCUCCUCUGAUGAACUGCAAAUCCUCACUUACCAGCUGUGCCAUACUUACGUCCGCUGCACUCGAUCCGUCUCUAUCCCCGCUCCUGCAUACUACGCACACUUAGUGGCUUUCAGAGCCAGAUAUCACCUGGUGGAUAAAGAGCACGACAGCGCCGAAGGCAGCCACACUUCAGGUCAGAGCAAUGGCAGAGACCAUCAAGCACUUGCUAAGGCAGUUCAAGUUCACCAGGACACACUGCGUACCAUGUACUUUGCUUAACUGGUGCUGGAAGCAGGCACUACCCGAAGGAGCAUUCACGCCAGACCAGCUGCACUUACCUGUAAUGUAGUCUCCUCUACAGUGACAUCCAGCAAAAGUGCAAUCUACCCGCAGCCCCGUCAGUCUCACAAGGCCCUCAGCGUCCAACCAGCCUUCCGUCCAGACACCGAAUAUUCUUUCAUUUCGAACGCCACCACCUGCAUUGAAUCCUGUGAGGUUUGUGAAAUACACACAAAUAUAUAGAAGAGUUUACAAAAAUUACCCUUUUAAACGAAAAGGUUCAACUUAACCGUUCUCUCAGGGCUCACAAAAAGAAAAAAAACACAGAACUCUAUGAAAUGCUUUUCUCUGUGGAAACGUCACGUUGGGUGAUCAGAUAAAUGAUGCAGCCUAGGGAAAUAAUAGAGGAAGAAAAGGAUCUUGACGUUCUUAAAGCCUUAAAUAUUUAAAGUGAAAACUUAUUUUUUUUUUCUUCUUCCUCUAAGAUUUGUGUCAAAUAUUGUAAUUUAUAAAGUCACUAGUUACUCUGGCGGUCAGGUCUGACUACAGGAUGAAUAUUAUAGUAUUCACUAGGGUUUGUUUUUAUAACUGUGCCAUUCAGAAGCUCUGAGACGUAGUUUUUAAUUAUUGCAUUUGUCUGGCUGCGCUCGUACUUUUUCUUUUUUUCUGAGGUUGCUGACUAAUACGGGUCUGUUGCAAUGUGGACAGUACAAUCAUGUUAAGCUAAUGUACAGAAAAAAAAUAUUCUAUUUUAGCAGUAUUAAUGUGAGAUGCCGUGCUAUUUAUUUUAUUUACACAGAUCACCCUAUUUCUAUUAACCUAUGUUAUGUACUCUGGCUUUAAGUGGUGUCCUGUUUUUUAACCCUUGCACUGACAACGCGACCUGUAGAGCCUGUACAGGACCACCGGCAGUGAAUGGAUUUUAAAAAAUAUAAUAAAACAAAAAAAAACUAAACCCUUAUCUUAUGGAACUGCUUCACUGCCAGAGGGCUCGUCAUACAUUGCAAUGCAAUAAGAAGCAAUGUCUCUCCGAUCCCUCUGGUUGCAAACAGGGUUAUUUGUGAGGAGCAAAGAAAACGGGGAAGAAAAUAAACUUUUUUUUUUAAACUCUAAAAAAAAAAUCUUUUUAUGCAAAAAUAUUCUUUUUAGGCUGCAGCUUUUAAAGGCAGCAAAAGUUUGACACUUUUAACCACAAAUACUGACACUCGUCUCUUUAUACUCUAGUCUUCGAGGCGCCCGCACUGUGUUUUACAAUGCUUUCUAAUGCUGUCAGGCCUCAAAGACGUUCAUAUGCAACCUGUUUUAUUUUUUGUCAUAUUUUUUUUUUGUCUUUCUCCCCUUCUAAUAUUUACCUGUAUAUUUAUCUUUUCCUGCUCCUCCUAUGCUUUAAGGAAUAUGCAAUUCUGUAAUGAGAUUAAAUACAAAGACUCGAUUUUUAAGCAAUAUCAUGACCAUUUUUUGUACAGUGCAGUAGCCUGGGUCUGCUACAUGAAACCAUGGGCAUGCGAUUUUCUUAUGUAUUGAGCCUUAACACUCGAAAUGUCAAUAUAGGAAAGCUGUUUCCGGCCUGCGGCUCUCCGGCUAGUGCAAAACCACAACUCCCAGCAGGUCACCGCCUGUUAGAACUUGAUGACAAUUGUAGUUUUGCUACCGCAGGAAAGCCACAUGUUGGAGACGAUGUCUCCCAUAGUAAAACGUCGAUGAAGACUGCCGGUUUUGCUUGUCAUUUAUUAGAUGUGUCUUCAUUAGCGUGUGUCAAGGCCUGGAUGUAAUUAAUACCUAGGAAGUUUUUAAGGGGAGGAGGGGGGUAUGAAUAUGUUGAUUUUUUUUUAUAGAACAUUUCCUCCUCAAAGGGAUACGAUUCACCUUUGAUGCUUUAGGUGCUGAUAUUGUGGACCGUCAAGAAUUCAUGGAAAACUAUCAUGAAAAUGUUGGUCAUUGCUUUGACAUUUCCUUACAUUAAACAUUUAGCGCUCCUCCACUUCUUUCUGUAUGUUCAUUAAUGACUUUAUAGGUUUCUUUGGGAAGGGGCUAAUGACGUGUGGCCCUGUUUCCCUGAUUCAGAACAUGUUGGUAGGGAAAUUGUCUAUGCACAGGGGGUUUGUCGUCAUGUAAGGACACGUCGGGAAGGCUAUCAAUGGGUAGUAACUGCCAACUUAAGAAAAGUAGAAAUAUAUAUGUUGAUUAGGGAUGAGCGAAUCUACUUCAGAUGAAACAUCCGAAGUCGAUUCGCAUCCAACUUUGUUAGAAUACUGUAUGGAGUGAGCGCGCUGUACAGUAUUAGAAUGUAUUGGCUCCUAUGGGCCGAAGUUAUAACUUCACGAAGUCUCGCGGGACUUCAGGAAUUAAUUUCUACUGUUAAAAACCUUUUACCGAACUCUGUUUCGGUUCACCGAACCCAAGUUCGGUAAAAGGUUUUUAACAAAGUUUUAUGUGAAUUGACUUCGGAUGUUUCAUCCGAUGUCUAUUCGCUCAUUCCUAAUGUUGAUGUAUAAAAACAAAAUUACCCAUGUCAGUUUGUCUGCAGGAUAGUGCUCCUGAACCCUGCAGAAUAAUCCCUGCCUUUUCAUAUACUAGAAAUUUGAGGACUGAAGCAGCUCUUUUGCCCUCUAUCAUUAGAAAGUCCCAGCACAAUCUCAAACACCGGCCAGCCAUUCUGGCUUGGCGAUCAGUUGCAUAUGACCAAAGCCUUAUCUGCCUCCGUGUCUGAAGACACAAACGUGCUGAUAGUAGUUCUAUCAUCUGCCUAACCCGUCUUCAGCAUUUAGCCAAAACCUGUAGGGUAGGAGAAGUCGUUGUUUUGAUUGACAUGGACAGAAAUUAAAGUGUUGACUGUAGGUAUUGCACUGUUUUGUAGCAUUUUUACUUAAAUGACUAAAAUCCCUUUUAAAGCUGACCAUAGACCCGGCCAGCCUCAGUCAGUGCUGACCUUUCUUCCCUGUCUGCCAUUAAAAGGCAGGUCCUUUCUUUUGAAAUCUUUGCGCAUGGUCUGUAGGGCUGUUGGCCACAAGUUCUCUUGAUCAGUUGCUCAUUUUCCAUCUGAUGUUCAUCCACCGAUUGAAAUGAUCAGCUGCAAUCUGUGGAGAAAUUUGGUGACGGAUGUUGAGCUUUUCUUCAGCGCGCCCCCACAGGUGACUUAAAGCAUUACAUGCUGUUCAUUACAAGAUGUAAUACAUGGAUGCACAGAGUCCUCCAGAAGGUGAGAACUCUCUGUAGCUGCUGUGACUUGUAGAUGGAGGACCUUAAUGGGGCUGCCUUUAAGUCUGACUAUAUAUCCUAGCCUUUAAAGUAGUGAUUUCCUAUCUGUGGUUGUUGCAGGGCAUGCUGGGACUGAUAGUUCUGCAACUGUUGGGAUCACUGCUUCAGAGCACAUUUCAUGAUGGUUUUCCUUUCUGAAAACCGAUCCAUAUCUUUGCAAUGAAUGAUGGGGGGGUGGGUUAGUACCAGUUUUUAAAUCUGCAUACAUUUACCUCAUUGCUAUGUCCCAUGCAGGCAGCAGAAACAACCCUAAAGAAAACCUCGGUAGACCUGUCCUUUACCAUUUACAUUGUGUGGUGCUUCUUUUUUUUAUAAUUUUUUUCCUUUUUUGUAAGAAGAAUCUAUGCAUUGAACCAUAACGUGGGGUGAGGAUUGAGUUUUCUGUUCGUGUUCCUGGUGUCAGUAAGCAGAUUUGCUUCUGUUAAAAAGUUUGCACUCAAAUCAUAAAUGGCAGAUGUUGUAUAAGUAGUUGCACUAAAGCCGCACCCCAGAUGAAAUUAGGGAGACUUUUGAUCUUGGUUUUGUAAUGGAAAGGGAGCCAGGUACAAUUAUAAAAAUAUUAAUAGAUCAAAGGCCGUCAGAUUUCUACCUAAGCUCUCGGUUGAAAAGCUGUAAUGGUAAUAGACGUUAUUUUGCCGGACUUUGUAGUUCACUUUAUUUUUUAUUUUUUUACUUGAGCGUUCACCAAAUCAGAGGAUGUGGUGAAAUAAAAAAAAUAUAUAGGUUAGGCCUCACGCAUGCAAACACAUUUUUUUUUUUGUGGGUUACACGUAGCAUAAGCUAGUAACAGAAAUCGGAAAUCAGUGGUCAGUCACUUAUCUGCUAGAAUAUAGCUGAGAAUGUGCUCCAGAAAAGAGUCCGGGUUAUGCAUGACUUACCCCCUGCUUCCCUCAUCCACCCACUGAUGAGACCAUUUUCUUCUUAAGGUUGGGAGGGGAGAGUCCACGAUAGCACAUGCUGCCAUGGUUAUUGAGGCAUCAUUUUUUUGGUCAUGUUAAUGGGGUUCUCCAGUUUAGACAUGUCCCUACUUAUUAGAAGGGCCUUUUGACAAUAAGCAAAUCGCAAAAAAUUCCACGGCUGAGGACCUUCAGCAAUGUUCUCUAAUCUGUUAGGGAAACCUUGCCCUAAGUGUUCAGCUUCCCUGCAGCGCCUCCGCAGGGGGGGAAGAAGCAUUACACAGUGCCUAUUCAUAUUGAUGGGUUGUCUGUGUAGGAUAGGACAGGUCCUUCAGACAGAGAGAGAGACUCUUUAUAAUCACAUUCCA
Bufo gargarizans (Asiatic toad) is the source of this 7372-nucleotide messenger RNA. It is a transcript of the gene AGO2, whose product is annotated as argonaute RISC catalytic component 2. NCBI's taxonomy places the organism in Eukaryota, Metazoa, Chordata, Amphibia, Anura, Bufonidae. The coding region runs from base 235 to 2850 and encodes 871 amino acids. Gene Ontology annotation, biological process: regulatory ncRNA-mediated gene silencing; regulation of DNA-templated transcription. The transcript is spliced from 19 exons. Gene Ontology annotation, cellular component: RISC complex. Gene Ontology annotation, molecular function: RNA binding; endoribonuclease activity, cleaving siRNA-paired mRNA; protein binding. The record is from RefSeq and is a predicted model, not a curated record.